AUGGGCGGCGGCGGCGGCGGUGUGCGUGAGCUCGGCACCGUAACGGCAGGCAUGGCCAUGAUGAACUUUGAUGAAAAGACGCGGCCAUAUACGCGGGCAGACUUUUUGAAGUUUCUGCAGAACUACGAGGAGAAUUUGAGCCCGUCAGAGAUGCGACUCAUUGAAAAGGGAAUGCUUGCCACUUUCCUGGGGAUGCCGCUUGGCUUCCUUCUCGGCUACAAGCUCAGCUCGCGCCUUGCCUGGCAUCGCGUCGUCCGUGCGUUCGCCACGGUCGACGGCAAGGAGGCUGCAGGCAAGCCGUCGUGGAUAGUGCGCAACAUCUCGGGCAUCGGAAAGACGCUCUUCGGGCUGACAGCGGCGACGAUUCCGUACUUGCUGGUGCAGCAGUGGUUUAUCUCCCGCGUGCUGGAACUGGACGAGCACGAGAGCAACCUGUCCUUUCACGUGCGGCGCCUCAUGAUCACGCAGCGCAGCGGGAUGAUGUUCAAGCGCACAGCCACGCGGGAGGUGACACGCGAGGAGCAGGAUCGGCUCCUGCAGGAGGCCACCGAGCAGAUGGAGGAGAACCGUUCGGGCCGCCGCGGUGGUGCCCCCGCAGGGGCGAUGGACGUCAACUUGCGCUUGGGGCAGCAGGUGAUGACGCCCGUGGCGCAAAGUGGCUACAGGCCCAUGCCGGGUCAGCCACCAUCGUGA
Messenger RNA from Trypanosoma conorhini, 693 nucleotides. RefSeq lists its product as uncharacterized. The coding region runs from base 1 to 693 and encodes 230 amino acids. The record is from RefSeq and is a predicted model, not a curated record. NCBI's taxonomy places the organism in Eukaryota, Euglenozoa, Kinetoplastea, Trypanosomatida, Trypanosomatidae. The transcript has a single exon.